This is a messenger RNA of Acanthochromis polyacanthus (spiny chromis), 657 nucleotides long. RefSeq names its product zona pellucida sperm-binding protein 1-like. Gene Ontology annotation, biological process: binding of sperm to zona pellucida; prevention of polyspermy. Gene Ontology annotation, cellular component: egg coat. The record is from RefSeq and is a predicted model, not a curated record. Lineage: Eukaryota; Metazoa; Chordata; Actinopteri; Pomacentridae. The transcript has 6 exons. Gene Ontology annotation, molecular function: structural constituent of egg coat; acrosin binding. The coding region runs from base 91 to 645 and encodes 184 amino acids.
GGUGAGACAGCGCUUCAUCUUUUGGAAGUCCAUGGUGUCCAUUCUUACCCAGACAGCAGUUCUGCACAUGAGAACUCACCUGUCAGGUUGAUGGUGGGAUGUAGUUCCUCUGCUGGUUCUCCAGGUGAAGUGUGGUUCCAUGUGAUGAAUCGGCCUGCUCUGCCUCCCAUUCAGCCAACACCAGCCACUGUUACUGUGCAGCUGAGAAUUGCCACAGAUGCAUCCUUCGCCAGCUUCCACCCUGAAGCUCACCUUCCUCUCAGCCGAAUGCAAGGCAGACCGGUGUUUCUGGAGGUGAGCCUGCUGGAAUCCCCAGAUCCAAACCAGGUGCUGCUGGUUCACUCCUGCCUGGCUUACACUCCAGUUCCAUAUGCCACUUGGACCCCUGUUUAUGAUAGCUGUUCCAUCCAGGGUGUUUCACAGCUGCUUCCUUCCCCAAACCCCCACCACAUCCGGAGGAUCGUAAUUUCCACUUUCCUAUCUGUUCCCCUGGAAGGUUCACCUUACAAUGGUAGAGGAUACCCUCUGCUGCAGGACCCAGAGAUCUACUUUUUCUGCCUGACUGAAGUGUGCUCUGCUGCAGACAGUGACUGCAACAUACGCUGUUUGAAAGGUCCUAACAGUGAUGUGUGGGCAAAGAAAUAAAGACACUUUCAC